GGAGCACCAUUCAUAAAAAUGUCAGCCCGAAUAAAGCCUUCGUAAAAGAUGUGAAAUAAUUAGUGUUUUUUUAAUAAAAUGGCAACGCAAAAGCCGAGCUUAUGGGCUGAUCAUUUGAUAAACCGAUUUGGGGAUCAGUUACCAUGUCGAAUUGGUCCUCAAACCACUCAUACUACCAUAAAUCAAGAACAAAACAAAAACUGUAUUAUUCAAAUCUCCAAGCACAAAUUUUCGUUAGUUUUAGAUGGUUUUGUUAAAGUUCUAAAAAAAGUCAAUGAAACCUAUGACAAAAAUCAAAAACAUGGAUCUGAACAGGAAAAAAAUUAUUUUGAUAGCUUAUUUAUAGUACUAGAAACUCUGGAAAAAUGCUUUAAUAUUCAGCCCAAAGACUCUAUCUCAUUAACCAUGGAGGAAUGUCAAAAUUUAAAAAUUUUGUUAAAAGAAAUUUGCAGUUAUCUCCUUAUAAAAGAUGUUUUCCCAGAAAAUAACCCAAACACUCAUGCUGUGAGAUUAUUAGCCAGUAAAGUUCUUUUUGCAUUAUCAGUAAAUUUUUUUAACAUUGUAUUCACAAGAAUUACAUCAAAGUUACAAGAGUGCGCUUCAUCUCCAGAAGAAAUUAGCGAUUUAAGUGAAAUUGAAUUAAUACAACACAUAAAUGUAGAUGUUAAGAAGUUGUCCAAGCUUUUUCUAGAGGGUGUUAUGAAAUUUAAGCAGCUAAGAAAAAAUGCUCAACAGUUGUAUGUUACCUCUUUAGAAAAAGCUAUAUGGAAUUGGAUAGAAACCUAUCCGUUUGAGUUUGCCGAAUACCAAAAAAAUCCUGAUGAAGACUUAUACAAAAAUGCUGAUCAGUUAUUUGAUAUCAUGGAGUCUUUUACUGACAAUAAGAAAAUUAAACCAAAUAUGUGGUCUUUACAAAUGAUGUUAUUGAUACUCAACCCUAAGGUCUUAGAAGACAUAAUAUUAUCAGAAACAACUGGUGGGACAUCGCGAUAUUCUAGGAAAAAGAAUUACAUUGAUAACAUUAAAAAAUGUCUUGCCAUGCAUUCAAAUAAUAAACAGUCAACUGAAGCAGCUGCAAUAGCCUGUGUUAAAUUAUGCAAAGCAUCUACUUAUAUUAGCAUAGUGGAUUCUACAAAUAAAAUUUUUAUUUUAGUGCAGAAUGUUAUGAAUGAUUUAAAGAAUUUACUCUUUAACCCAACAAAUCCUUAUUCACGAAGAACGUGCAUUGGUCAAGACAUAGAUAUAAUGAUAGAUUGUUUUGUCUCAGUUUUUCGCAUAAAACCCCAUGGAAAUGAUGUUUUAAAAAUUUGUUUAAACUUAAACUCGCCUCCUACUUAUCAUUUUGUUUUGGUUAGAUCUUUAUACAAGAUCGUCACUCAACCGCGCCUACCUUGGUGGCCAGUGAUUGAUAUUGUUUACACAAAAUCUGCCGAGUUAAGAGCAAUAUUUGCGGAUAUUUUAAGUAAAGUAGCUACUCAGGGUUAUAGCCAACACACACCUUUGAAAAUGAUAUCAAUUACAUUAAAAGGUAGUAAAGAUGCUCAGCUAAAAUAUCGCGGUGGUGCAGAAGAAACACCAGUUUACAGGAACCUUCUUUUAUACAUGGUACGCCUUAUUCAUGCUGAUCCUGUUUUAAUGUUAAAUCAUCAUGGUAAACCCGGGCAUGAGAUUCAGAGCUGCACUUUAGAUUUAAUUAAUGGUUUGGUGUCUUUGGUUCAUUUGCAAUCCAUGCCAGAGAUUGCUCAAGAGGCCAUGGAUGCACUGCUAGUGUUGCAUCAUCCAGAUAAAAUAGAGAUGUGGAAUCCUGAAGCUCCAAUUAAUACCUUCUGGGACGUGGGGUCCCAAGUUCUCAGUCAAAUUUCUGGGAAGCUCAUUCAGCAUCAGUAUGUUAAUUAUACAGAUAUUCUAAAAUGGCUCAGGGAAAUAAUGGUUUUUAGAAAUGCCUUCUUAACUAAGCAUAAAGAAUAUGCCACUCUUGGUAGCUCUAUUAGCCAUUCUUUGCAAGCUCACGUGAAGCUUGAGGUGGUUUGUUAUAUGUAUUUGUGGAGUAUUGAUAUUGAUGCAGUUCUGGUUGCAAUGAGUUGCUUUUCUUUGUUGUGCCAAGAAGCUGAUAUAAUCUGUCUUUCAGAGGAAAUUAGUGUAACCAAUUUAGUUCCAAACUAUCAUGUAUAUCUUGAAUUAGCUCAAGCAUCUACUGUUCUGACAACAGGGCGCCUCGCAUUACAAAAACGAAUCAUGGCUUUGUUACGAAAAAUCGAACACUGUUCAAACGGAGUGUACCCAGCUUGGGAGGAGACUUUUCGCAAUUGGACAGCUUCCUAUAAAAGUAUAUCGGCCUAUUCAAAGACACGAUCAGACGACGGCCAAAUGGAACCUUUCCAUAGAUCCGUAGGAAAAAGAAGGGCCUCUCAUCAGAAUUCAGAACACGAAUUAGAAAAAGAACAGAUCAACGAGUGGGCUAACAUGACAGGCUUCUUGUGCGCUUUGGGUGGGGUAUGUUUACAAGCCCGAACCAAAGCCUUGCAAGCAGCUGCAGCUGCGGCAGCUCAACAGCAACAAAUUCAGCAGCAACAGGCUCAGCAACAAAGCUCUCACGGAGCUAACCAUCCCGGGCAUACUCCCAUCUCUAGUCAUUCUAGCGGAUCAUCAAACAACGCUUCCGGGGCCUAUUCUAGCAUGUCUUCUCUGCCUCCUGGAUCAGGUGUAUGUGAUACGCCAUCUGGAUCUAGGAGGGGAAACACUAUGAGCAGUGCCUCCCCAAGACCUCAUCUUGAUAUAGAAGGCAAUAAUGUUACUCAAUUUGUUGAACUUCUUCUGCGCCUUCUCGUUUGUAACAAUGAAAAAUUCGGACCUCAAAUUCAAAAGCAUGUAAAAGAAUUAAUAGGCCACGAAAUGGCUGCAGCUCUAUACCCCAUACUUUUCGAACAAAUCAAAAUUAUUAUUGAUAAGUUUUUUGAUCAAAGCGGCCAAGUUAUGGUGACUGAUCUCAAUACCCAAUUCAUAGAACACAUCAUAGUAAUUCUAAAAAACAUCUUGGAUUAUAACAAGAACGAUCAGCCCUCGGAGCAUCUAGGAGUAACCAGCAUAGAAGGAAUGAUGCUCCAAAUAGUGAAAUAUGUUAGAAAUCUAGAUAUGACCGUUCACGGGCUUCACAUCAAAACGAAAGUAUGCCAGCUUGUCGAGAUGAUGAUGCAUAGAAGGGAUGAUCUUUCCUUUCGACAAGAAAUGAAGUUUAGAAAUAAAUUAGUGGAGUAUUUAACAGAUUGGGUGAUGGGUUCUAGUCAUCAAAUUUCUCCCCCUAGCGGCAGCGAUAUAACACAUAUGACCAGAGACUUAGAUCAGUCAGCCAUACAAGCUGUAGCAUCGCUUUUGAGAGGUCUGCCUUUACAGCCUGAGGAAUCCGAUAGGGGUGACUUAAUGGAGGCAAAAAGCCAGUUAUUUCUCAAGUAUUUUACUUUGUUUAAAAAUUUGUUGAAUGAAUGUAACGAGGGCAUUAGCGGAUGUUCGGAGGUCUUAGAAUUAUCCGAUAGCGAGGAAUGUAGACAUCGGUUAAAUUCGGAAAACUUAUCCAACUUACGAAGCGCUACGAUACAAGCGAUGUCUAAUCUCCUUUCUGCAAACAUUGACAGUGGUCUUAGACACUCAAUAGAUUUAGGUUACAACAAAGAUCUUCAAACUAGGGCAGCUUUCAUUGAGGUUUUAACAAAAAUAUUACAACAAGGAACGGAGUUUGACACGCUUGCCGAGACGGUCUUAGCCGAUAGAUUCGAACAGCUAGUCCAAUUGGUUACAAUGAUUAGUGAUAAAGGUGAAUUACCUAUAGCUGUAGCUUUAGCAAAUGUAGUAACGACCACGCAAAUGGACGAGCUAGCUAGAGUUUUUGUUACGUUAUUCGAUGCAAAACAUCUGCUUUCUCCUCUUUUAUGGAAUAUGUUUUAUAGAGAAGUUGAGAUAUCCGACUGUAUGCAGACGUUAUUUAGAGGAAAUUCUCUAGGCAGCAAGAUAAUGGCAUUUUGUUUCAAGAUUUACGGAGCCAGUUAUUUGCAAACGCUUUUAGAACCUUUAAUUAAGCCAUUAUUGAAUGAUGAACCUUCUCAGAGUUUCGAAGUAGAUCCGGCAAGGUUAGAUUCAACUGAAGAUAUUGAAGAAAAUCGUCAAAAUCUUGUUGCUUUAACUCAAAAAGUAUUCGACGCAAUCGUCUGCUCAGCUGAUAGAUUUCCACCUCAAUUACGUUCUAUGUGUCAUUGUUUGUAUCAAGUAUUGAGCAAGAGAUUUCCACAGUUUCCUCAGAACAACAUCGGAGCCGUCGGUACGGUUAUUUUUUUAAGAUUCAUUAAUCCAGCUAUAGUCUCUCCCCACGAGAUGGGCAUAGUCGUCAAACAAGUGCCAAAUCAUAUCCGUAGAGGUUUAAUGCUGAUGUCGAAAAUCUUGCAAAACAUCGCUAAUCACGUGGAGUUUAGUAAAGAACAGCACAUGCUACCCUUCAACGAUUUUCUUAAAGCCCAUUUCGAAACAGGCAGGAGAUUUUUCAUAACCAUAGCUUCAGAUUGCGAGACCGUCGAUCAAGCUUCACAUUCCAUGUCGUUUAUUUCCGAUGCAAACGUACUAGCGCUGCACCGUCUUUUAUGGAACCAUCAGGAAAAAAUCGGAGAUUAUUUGUCGAGCAGCCGCGACCACAGAUCUGUGGGAAGACGCCCUUUUGAUAAAAUGGCCACCCUGUUAGCCUAUCUUGGGCCUCCAGACCACAGAACAUUCGAUUCUCACUUGCUCUCAGCCAAUUCGAAAUGGAAAUCCCUGGAUAUGACGGCCACUGAUUUCGAGGUUAUGAUGGCUAUGCAGAACGUAGAAGAACAUGAAGAGUUCAAAUCACUUCAAUCGCUUAGUAUUUUUUACCAGUCUGGUACCAGCAGGUCUGGCAAUCCAGUCUUUUAUUAUAUAGCUAGGAGAUAUAAGAUUGAAGAGAUCAGCGUGAAUUUAUUUGUAUACCAUAUUCUUGUAACUUUAAAACCGUUUCGCAGUUUGCCUUUUGAAGUGGUUGUCGAUUUUACACGCACUGGUACUGAGAAUAGGUUUAGUACUGAAUGCUUACAGAGAUGGUUUUCCGUCUUACCUAUAGGAGCAAUCGAAAAUAUUUACGCUGUCUAUAUUUAUAAUUGCAAUAGUUGGGUUCGCGAGUAUACAAAAUACCAUGACCGAAUUUUAUACUCUAUAAAGGGAAAUAGAAAGAUAAUCUUUCUGGAUCACCCGUCGAAAAUUAACGACUACAUUGAUCUGGAUCAGCAGAAAUUGCCUGGAGCAACUUUAAGCCUAGAUGAAGACUUGAAAGUGUUUAACAAUGCCUUAAAACUGUCGCACAAGGAUACAAAAGUGGCAAUAAAAAUAGGUCCUACCGCUAUUCAAAUCACAUCGGCAGAACGAACAAAAGUCUUAGGACACUCUGUCUUUUUAAAUGAUGUUUAUUACGCUUCCGAAAUCGAAGAAGUCUGCUUAGUAGAUGAUAAUCAAUUUACCAUAACUAUUGUUAACGAGAGCGGGCCUUUGAGUUUUAUUCAUAACGACUGUGAUGUCAUCGUUCAGGCCAUUAUACACAUAAGGAAUCGCUGGGAGCUCAGUCAACCCGAUACUGUAACAGUUCACCAAAAAAUUCGACCUAAAGAUGUACCUGGUACUUUACUAAAUAUGGCGUUGUUGAAUUUAGGAGUACACGAUCCGAUGCUACGUACCGCUGCCUACAAUUUGCUUUGCGCUCUUACGGCUACGUUUGAUCUGAAAAUCGAAGGACAGCUUUUAGAGACUCAGGGAUUGUGCAUUCCUUCCAACAAUACUAUUUUUAUUAAAUCUAUAUCUGAAAAAUUAGCUACCAACGAGCCCCAUUUGACUUUAGAAUUUCUGGAAGAGUGUAUGCAGGGUUUCAAAGUGUCUAGUAUAGAAUUAAAGCAUUUGUGUUUGGAAUACAUGACACCUUGGCUUCCAAAUCUAGUGAAAUUUUGCAAACCGACAGAUGACGUGAAGAGAUACAAGAAGGUAUCUGAAAUACUUGAGAAGCUUAUUGUUUUAACAAUCAAAGAAACAGAAAUGUAUCCCUCGGUACAAGCGAAAAUAUGGGGUACUCUAGGCCAAGUAUCGGAUUUGAUCGAUGUUAUACUAGAUAGUUUUAUGAAGUCUUCUGCUGAUGGGGGUCAUAGUACUAUUAUGGUGGAAGUUCUAGCUGAUACUACCGUAGCUUUAGCGUCAGCUAAUAUUCAAUUGGUAGCCAAGAAAACUAUAGCCAGGUUUUUUAAAGUUAUCCGCGGUAUAACAACAAUGCAACUUCAGGUCGAAGAAAGUGUCUCUGCUGUUGCAGUAUUAGAAAGCAACUCAAUGUGGGAGGAUUUAACGGUCUUAGCGCGAUAUUUACUUAUGCUCUCUUUUAAUAAUUGUUUAGAUGUCGUACGCCACCUACCUUAUUUGUUUCAUACCGCCACUUUUCUAGUUUGCUCAGGAUCUCUCAAUAUGAGAGCGGCUACGCAUGGUCUUAUAAUGAAUAUUAUCCAUUCUUUAUGCACGUGUACCAAACCUCGCUUUUCCGAAGAGAUCCAGAAGUUUCUUCGCCUCUCUCUUGACGAAUUUUCUUUGCCGAAAUAUUACGUUCUUUUUGGGAUUAGCAAAGUAAAAAACGCGGCCGUUACCGCCUUUAGAUUAGGAGUUAAACAUCAGGAACAUCGAUUUUUUGUUUGCGCAAAAGGACCAGAACAGGCAUGUCAUCAUCAAACGUACCACAGCCAGACCUGUCAAGCCGCUCAAACGAUGACUACCAGCACCACUACUCCCACGGCGCCUCCACCAUCAGAUAAGACUAAUAACGCAGCUGUUCAAGAGAGGGAACGUGUUUCUCUAAGUUCUUUAGAAGUCAUCACAGACGCCUUGUUGGAGAUUUUGGAGGCUUGCAUGAAGGAAGUUGAAGAUUGCGACUGGCUGAGUCAGUGGACUACGUUAGCUAGGAGUCUGGCCUAUUGUUACAACCCCGCUCUGCAACCUCGUGCACUUAUCGUUUUUGGAUGCAUCGCAAAGAAUGCGACGGACUCAGAAGUAGUUCAAAUAAUGCGCACAAUGAUUAAGUCUUUGGAGUCCUGGAGCGACAUUCUCUUGCUUGAGGCAUCUAUUAUGUGUCUUACACGAUUACAACCCGUUUUGUGUUCGGAUUCGCCCAUCCACAAGUCGAUUUUCUGGGUGGCCGUCUCUGUUCUGCAGCUGAAUGAAACGAAUCUGUAUGCUGUAGGUUUAGCGCUAUUAGAACAGAACCUUCAUACUCUCGAUUCUCAGGGAAUAUUCGAUGAAACUCCGCUGGAACAAGUCAUGAUGCAAACAAGAGAUCCAUUGGAGACGUAUUUUAAGCAAAUGGACCACAACGUUGGUUUAAGUUUUAAAACAAAUUUUCAUUUUGCCCUAGUUGGACACUUGCUCAAGGGAUACCGUCAUCCCACCGCUACAACUGUUUCUAGAACUGUAAGGGUUCUCACGAUGCUGCUUUCUAUUGUAGCCAAACCUUCUAGAAGAGACAAAUUUGAAGUAACCCCAGAGAGUGUAGCGUAUUUAACAGCCCUUAUCGGAUACUCGGAAGAAGUUAGAAGUAGAUGUCAUGUAAAACAUUCCUUUCCACGAUACAUGACCGAUUCUUUGUCCCAAGAGAAUUUUUUGAUCGAAUCGAAUGCUCAGUCGAAUACGUCCCAACAAUCUGUGGCAACCACGUCGGGAAACGUGUUCAACGCCACUUCGGCCAGAAGACAGAAAUCGUGCGACCUUCUCGACCAAUCUGUACUUGCCCAGGCAAGACAGAACAAGCCGCCUAAUAGUACGCAACAUCAGGUCGAGAGGCCAAAUUCGGCGGGUAAUAAAGGUUGGCGCAGUCUAGAUUUGAGCUCGGGCCUCCAGGCCAACACUGUCCUCACCCGGACUUUAUUUCGCACGCAGCGAUCUAGCUCAGUGCCCGUUCAACAGAACUCUGCAAACGUUUCAAUAAAUACUGAAUGCCCUCCAGACGUGCCACAAAACAAAAAUCGAAGCACGAGAGUAUCGGUGAGUAAUGAAAAUAAUGUGCUGUUGGAUCCAGAAGUACUGGCGGAUUUCGGUAUCCAAGCCUUAGUACUGACCACGUUGGCCACCCUUGCAAAGCAUAGCACUGGAGAAGUAGAGACGAGAACGUUAUAUAAGUUUUUAGCGGAAGGAGCUACAGUUUUUCCAAGAGUGUUUCCAGUAAUUUAUAAUUUGUUGGACCAAAAUUUAAAAAGUAUAGUUACUGGAAACCACGAUUUGGAGACUUUGAGCGCUGUGAGGACUAUUAUACAGACGAUGAUCACUUGCGAGUGUACCACUCAGGAGAACAUCCAUUAUCUUCAGAACUGUGGCUUUGCUGGGCUGUGGAGGUUUGCUGGGUCAUUUCUUAAAGUGAAGCAGGGUGAAAGUCAGAAAGGGACAAAUAUUGAAGGGCCGAGCGUGUUAUUUAGGGAUUGUUUAAUGCAAAUGGUGGAGAUCUACAUGCCGACUGAAGAUGACGCUGGUGAAAACGGGGAACCAGCUGCUGCUUUCCCCUCGAUCCUCAGCGCGAACGACCUGAACACGAAUCUGUCUUAUUCCAGUCUGCUGCAAUCGCCGACUGACAAGGACGGGGGUAGUUUUGAGAAAGAUGACGACGACGCUACUGGGGGCAGUCAGACUUCCCUCGACAAGGUCUUUUCUAGUAAAUUGUGAAAAUGUUACAAAGCGCUUUGAGAUAAAUUGUUAGAGGAAUUGGCGCCAUGUCACCGUGCCUCGUGUUCACUCGUUGAUUUACAUAAAGUUAACUUGAAGACUGCUAAUUAUUUCUUUACGUUUAGAUUAAGUUCUAUUGUGCCCCGGGGUGUGGCCGCGAACUUUUCUAACAAUUUAGAAAAAUAUUUAUAUUCUAAACUAACGGAUAUGUGAAACUACAAUGUACAAAUUUAUUACAGUUGUUAUUUUGUCUUUAUUUCGCGUAAGUUACGUCUCAGUAUUUUUUUUAUUACGUAGAGUUUUUAUAGUUAAGUCUCCACAAUGAAAUACAUUCUCUUCAAAUUGACCAAACGGAUAAUAACUCAUUCCAAUAUAAAUCAAUUUUAUUUUUGCAAGAUUUCACAAAUACCAUUUCAAACAGAAAUUUUCAAACGUUAAAUCGUUUUAUUAAUUUGACAUUUUUGCUUUAUUUGUUUUUAAAUAAAUUAAAAUAAUUUCAUUAAACUAACGUCCUAUUUUCAAACUCUGUAUUAUACAGUUAAAUGUAGAUUAACUAAUGUCAUAAUUAGAAUGUUCCUAUGCAGUUAGUUAGUUCUUGUUUCUUGGAGUAACUAUUUUUCCAGUCUGUAUCUUUAUUUCAUUUCAAACUUGUUUUUUUGUGUGUCUCAAUGGCUUCUUUCAUUCCGUCUGAAUGAGGUGAUGAAACUGAAUAUAUACAAACAUGAAGCUUGCAGGGAACACAUAAUUUAUAAUUAGUUGAAUUAAAUUCUGUUCAAGGUCAUUACAUGAAAAAGAUCGAAUGAAGAUCGAUAAUUUUAGAAAAUGAUACCAUAAAAGUACCCCUCACAACAGAAUUUAUCCUAUCAACUUGUGUUUCCAAAAAAAUAGGCGGAUGCAGAGCAGCUCGUUUCAACCUUCUAACAGGUGCAUAACUUUUUUUAAGGAUGUUUUUUGACUUCCUAUAUUUUUAUAAGCAAGAACAUUAUAAGGAAAUAACGGUAAGUCUUAACCUGGUGAUACCUAUAACAUGAAAAUGUCAUUUUUAUUCUAAAGUUUAAUAAUUAAUACUGAUAAUUCGUUAUUAAUAUAUUAAACGCCUGUUAUUGUUAGAUGUCCCAUGAUAAAUAUAAUUGCAAGACUCCCGUCUUGAUAUUGUUAAAAAUAUAUUGUUAAAACUCGUGUACAUUUGUAUAUAUACAUACAUAAUAUAUAAUAGAUAUAUCUAUAUAAAAUUUAUUAGUUUGCAGUUUUGAUAUAUGAAUUUAGAAAAAAAAGAACUUUUAUGGAUAUUAAAGCAAACGAUUUUUAGUGUCUAAUUUUGAUAUAAAUACGAAUAUAUAGAAUAUUUCAAUUAGUAUCUUAGGAUUUCUUUUUACACGCGUUUAACUGUAUAAUACUUGAUUUGUUAAAAAGGGAUGCUUUUUUAUGACACUAGUGCAGCAAUUAAAUAAUAAUAUUAAUGUUCUUGACAAAGUUAAAAUUCCAUUUCACAUAUCCCAUUUUUUCCCAUCUUUCUAUAUUAAAUGUACAAAAAUAUAGGGCUAAGACUAGAAAAAUGGUUGCAGUUCUUUAGGGGAUUAAAAAACAACGGCCUUACAUUUUAAGAACUGAAGCGUGGGCCACCGGAAGAUAUAAAAGGAAACCUUUUUUGUUCCUUUUAAUCUUUGGUAGGUUAAACCAUUACGAUAAAUUUACCUUCCAAGCACUGAGGGAGAAAUUUGCAGAGUGUCGUCACAGGUCAUUAGACAGCUGGUUAAAGUAUAUUCCUGUCAAUGAACUAUAUAAUACAAGAUAGGACUUAAUAAGGUUUUUAGACACUGUGCUCCAUAUAUUUAUGAAUAAUUAUCUCUAAAUGCACUUUGUAUUAAUCAAUAGACAAAAUGAUUUGGUGUGUUGACGUUCACGAAGUAAUGGUGGAUACAAAAUGGUUCAACCUUUCAAAAGUGUUACAUUGGUGAGAAAUUUGGCAUGUUUACCUUAUAAAAUUCUGAACACUUCGACUUAAAAUAAGUCUUUUUGUCUUCUCUUAUCUGAUUUACAAGUAUUUCGAAGGUUUUUACCUGUGUAACACUUGCAUGGCACAAAUAAAUGUUAAUAUAUAAUGGUCAGUUAGCGAUAAGACUUAUUCUUUUAUAAGGCUGUGUAUCUUGGUAUCUACUGAGCUUUUUUUCACAACGAAUGUUCGCAUGAAUGGCAUUUUUGAAUGGAGAUUCUUUACUUGGUUUAUCCUCACAUUUCUUUCAGAUUCUUAAAGUGUAUUAAAUAAAAUACACAUAAAGCAGGAUUAAAUAGAUGCAAUAUGGUUUUAAAAAUCAGAAAUUGAACUUCAGUCUCUUUAAUGAAGGAAAUAUUUAAAAAAAUAUAAAACAUCUAAAAAUUAAAAAAAAAUCCAUAUCUAUUCUGAAACUGGAGAAAAAAUCAUAAUCUGUUCUUUUGUGAGAGAAAAUAUAAUUUAAUUAAUUUUGUUAUGUUUGGAGAUUAGAAGGGGUCUAAUAUCAUCGAAAACCAUGAAAGUUUGGAAUAUAUUUAAUAUAA
Sitophilus oryzae (rice weevil) is the source of this 11262-nucleotide messenger RNA. Its product is annotated as neurofibromin. The coding region runs from base 79 to 8727 and encodes 2882 amino acids. The record is from RefSeq and is a predicted model, not a curated record. Lineage: Eukaryota; Metazoa; Arthropoda; Insecta; Coleoptera; Curculionidae. Gene Ontology annotation, biological process: regulation of GTPase activity. The transcript is spliced from 22 exons.